UUUGGUCGAUUUUAAUUUAAUUGUGGAAAAGUGCAAAAUGGCUUGUCAAGUAUUUAAUGCUUAUGAAGGUUGCGUGGAGGAGAUGGCAAACCAGCGCCCAUCACUUCAAGACAUGGAUACAGAGAUAUUUUCUGCGAAUUCACCCAAAGCGAGAUCAUUAAUUGAAAUUUCAGGUGCGUCAGGGUCGGGUAAAAGUGUGCUUCUGUGGCGCCUAAUGGCUCGUUGUCUUACACCAACCUACUUUGGCGGUCGAAAUUGUGAUUUAAUUUUUAUUGAUUUAAGACAUAAAUUCAAUGCUGAAAUCUUUGAACAACAAAUUUUACGUCUGGUUGCUGCCUCUGGCGAACAACACACUGCAGCUGAAUUACGGGUGAUGGUUGAGAAAUGUUUUGAUUCUAUGCAUUUACUAAACUGCUAUAAUUCACAACAUUUUAAAGCAGCCUUGGAAAUUGUUGAUGGGCUACUUGUAAAGCAUUCAGAUUGCUCAUUGGUGGUCAUUGAUGGUUUAGAUGCUUUCUAUUGGUUGGACACUUACGAGCGCCGAAUUCGUAUGCAAACACACUAUAUGCGUAAUGUAGAACGUCUUCGCAGCUUAUGUGAGCGUCAUGGUAUUUGCUGCGCAUACACUAUUAAUACAAACUAUCUGGGCGCAAAGAAAUUAAGCGAUGUUGAAGGUAAUAUUCUUGGGCGUUCCAUGCAGGCAAAUAUAAAAGUUGAAUACAGAUUGCAGCUGCAACUUGCUAGCAAUGGUGAACGGACACUUAAUGGAAUGGCAGUAGAGAUCAGAGACAAUUCCUUGUAUGUUGUUAAGAAACUAUGAUCAAUUAUAUGUCCACCCCAUCACUGCAUGUGUGCCAAAGUGUGAUUAGCGGGUAUAAAUAAAUAUUGAAGUAUGUUUGUAUGUACAUACAAUAAACCGUUCUGCAAAUGGACCAGUCUAUCUUGUUUCCAAUAUGUACUCGGAACUGUUAUAUUAUGAAAAAGUACACUUCAGCUGCCGCCGUGUCCAUCAUUUUUACCAUACUCAGCAUACCAACAAUAAACACACCAAACACGAGCAGACAGCAUGAUAAUCACGUCUAGACUUGGCAGCAACAACAAGAAGUGGAGUACCAACAAAACUUCGGUCUGUUUAGGUGCUUGAUAAUAUAUUUUUGGCAUUCAAGUUUUUAAGCAAAUAAACCAAUAAACUACCUCAUGGUUGGCAUGUA
Messenger RNA from Bactrocera tryoni, 1211 nucleotides. It is a transcript of the gene Xrcc2, whose product is annotated as DNA repair protein XRCC2. Gene Ontology annotation, biological process: DNA strand invasion; double-strand break repair via homologous recombination. Bases 38 to 820 code for a protein of 260 amino acids. The transcript has 3 exons. Gene Ontology annotation, molecular function: four-way junction DNA binding. Lineage: Eukaryota; Metazoa; Arthropoda; Insecta; Diptera; Tephritidae. Gene Ontology annotation, cellular component: Rad51B-Rad51C-Rad51D-XRCC2 complex; centrosome; replication fork. The record is from RefSeq and is a predicted model, not a curated record.